Messenger RNA from Pezoporus occidentalis (night parrot), 2753 nucleotides. It is a transcript of the gene M6PR, whose product is annotated as mannose-6-phosphate receptor, cation dependent. Gene Ontology annotation, cellular component: Golgi apparatus; trans-Golgi network; endosome. Gene Ontology annotation, biological process: protein targeting to lysosome. Bases 204 to 1151 code for a protein of 315 amino acids. NCBI's taxonomy places the organism in Eukaryota, Metazoa, Chordata, Aves, Psittaciformes, Psittacidae. The record is from RefSeq and is a predicted model, not a curated record. The transcript has 7 exons. Gene Ontology annotation, molecular function: protein domain specific binding.
GAACAGCCAGUGAGCGCGGCGAUCCCGCGGCACUCGGGCUCCUAUUGGCGGAAAGCGGCAGUUCCGCCAAGCCCUUCCUGCUUCCGGUUGGUGGGGUGGGUGAGGGGAGCCGGCGGGGGCCACAGGGGAGGUCGGUGCAGCCCGGCGCGGUCCGCGCCUGCGUUGCUCUGGCGGUCCCGUCACCGCCGACGGCGCAGCAUGGGAUGCUCUUGAGCGGCGGAUCGCUCUUCCCUAGGGCCGGCCUUGCCACUGCCCGUGCCCGUGACUGUGCGAGGCGGGGGGAGGCCGGGCGGCUCCGGGGCCGGGCCGGCAGCAGGAUGUCAUCACCUUGCCAUACCUCUGCUGUGCUGGUAGUUUUUAUGGCCCUUGCUGUUGUGGGGGCUGAACAGUCAAAAGAGAGGAGUUGUGAUGUGAUCGGUGAUGAAAGCAGCGAGUCGCAAAUGGAAAGAGCCCUGCUGAAGAAACUGGAGCCCCUAAGCCCAAUGAGGUUUAACGUGACUGUGGAGAAAGGCAAAACGGAAAACUACGUCUACCAUUUCAGAGUGUGCAGGGAGGUCAACAGCAGCUUGCAUGAUUUUGGUGGCCUGGUGCAAACAGAUAGGCAGAACGGGAAGACCACAGUGAUAGGAAGAAUCAAUGAAACCCAGGUCUUCAAUGGAAGUGACUGGAUCAUGCUGAUUUAUAAAGGAGGUGAUUCAUAUGGCAGGCACUGCAGUGGUGAGAAGAGAAGAGCUGUGAUAAUGAUUUCUUGCAAGCGGGGAGUUACAGCAAGCUCAUUCAGCAUUAUUUCAGAAGAGCGGGAAAAGGAGCAGGAGUGUUUCUACCUCUUUGAGAUGGACAGCAGUGUGGCUUGUCCAGCUCAAGAUUCCCACCUCAGCGUUGGCUCCAUUUUACUGAUCACGUUUGCUUCACUGAUUGCAGUCUACAUCAUUGGUGGGUUCCUGUACCAGCGCCUUGUAGUGGGAGCAAAGGGCAUGGAGCAGUUUCCUCACUUUGCCUUCUGGCAAGAUCUGGGCAAUUUGGUAGCGGAUGGCUGUGACUUUGUCUGCAGAUCCAAGCCUCGAAAUGCACCAGCCACAUACCGAGGGGUGGGUGACGACCAGCUGGGGGAGGAGUCGGAGGAGAGGGAUGACCACUUGCUACCAAUGUGAUCAGCUUUCAACAUUGAGUUCUUUUCUCCCCAUCUCCCCAGUUUAGCUGGGCAUCUCCCAGCCAGUUCUCCUUCUCUUGCCCUGAUUUUCUUUACACUCUUUACUUUCGCUGUCUCUGGUGCGCCAAGUCCCAUGGAUGCCUCUGGGUGUGAACAGAACCGGUCCCUGGUGGCAUGUCUUGUGAAUAUAACACUGGUUUAGGUUUUUAAAAAUGCAGCAGAGCUGAGGGGAGAAAGUGCUGAGACGAGACUUGAGAGAAGAUGGCAAGAAAGCAAUAUGAGUGUUCAGCAUGGGAGAGAAAUCACCAAGAGAUAAAAAGAACCAUGGAUGGGUGCAGAAAGGGGAAGGAGGCCAUGGGUUAAAACAGCUGAAACUGUAGGAGGGAUCUUUUGUGUCUUCCCUCUCACCCCUAAGGUUUACAGGAUCCGUAAGACACUGGAAUUCCUUUUCUUUGAAUGCAUUUUCAGUUUUUCUAGCUUUGCACUGCUUCUGCCAGUGUAACCUGCAGCGUGCUCUAUGCCAGACUCUGUGGGGGUGGAGGAGGCAUUGGCACCUCUGCAGUAUUUUCUUUUCUUAAUGGCAGUAUGUAGAAGAGUACACACCAGUUUCUUUCAACAGAUAUAAAGGGAUGCAUGCCAUCCUCUCAGACAAUUGAGAAGGGGCAAUGCUAAAAAAAAAGAGUUAAAUACAGUCUCAUGAAUUUCUAGUUCAGUCACAAUAUUGUCUUGGCUUUCUCAAAUCACUGAGAAGCAAAAGGAAAUAAAUGUGCUGCUAAGUAAAGGGAACAUUUGCUGAAACUCACAUGAAGGCACAAUGAAACAGGUAGCUGCCACUCAAGUUCUAAGCUUCCUGAGGUGACUGCCCACACAGUUCAGUCACCCUUCAGCAUUAUGAUUACAUGCUCUCCAGAAGUUCCUUGUUUGGCAGAGGGUUUUCCCAGGAAGCUACCAGAAUAUAAAAAAAUGAACCAUAGAAGCCAAGGAUAAGAGUGCUUGUGUAAUAAAAAACUGUGUAAGGGACUCCUGCACUGCCAGGGUCAGCUUUCAUAAAUCAUUGUCCCUCAAGCAUGGUACAGAUAGUACUUGGAUACUGCUGCUGGCUGGGAGUGAGAGAGACCUCUUCUUGGGGCCCUGCUAAAAAGCAGGUACAGCCAAGUUGCAAGACUUCAGGAACUUGGUACCUUGAUUCUUAAUUGCUUUUUUUUAUUUCAGGGGCUAUACUCUUAAGUGAUCCCAUUCUGCCCUAUUCUAGACUGGCAAGAACUGCCCUCAGUCUUGAGGGCAGAGACUGUGAAUAAGCAAGCCACUACUGUUAACAGCAGAAUACAGACAAGAUUUAUAUAUUUGUAAUACUGGCAAAGCAGUCUGAAUGGUGACAUGGAGGGGGGAAAGGGGGGCCUUGCUUUCUUACUGGGUUUGGAGUGGGCAAACAGCUCCUGCUUUCUUUGACUUUUGUUACAGUCUCAAUCUUCCUUAUAACAUGGGAAAAAUAGGAAGUCACUAAGUCUGUUAUUACUGGUUUUCAUGGUGGUGUUUAAGGUAAUUUUUUUUUGUACAAAACACAACUUUCAAAAAUAAAAUUAAAAAAAAAAAACAAACAAAA